AUGAAGAAAUCCAGGAAUUCCCGAAAGCAGGCGCCUGUCUUGCGGCGACGCAGCACUCGCAAGAAGGCCCCGUCUCCUCCACAAUCACCACUUUCCACGCAACGACCCCGCGUGCUGUUUCUUGCCAACAGUGAACACGGCCAGACUAACAUUAUCCUCGCAUUGACCCAUGAGCUCCUGGUGCGGGGUGACACCGAGGUGCACAUUGCCUCCUUUCCCAACCUGAAACCGCGCAUCGAGAAACUGCUCGCAGACAACAAGCUUGACAGCGAUAGAGCCCAAUCACACAUUCAUUUUCACCCUUUGCAGGGCCCCACAAACACUGAGGCCUUUGCACGCACAGGGAAACGUUCGAUCUGCCACCCGCCCGGCUAUGAAGGUGCAUUGAAGGGCUUCAAGUCUCUAUUCGAGGAGAUCUGGGCCUGGAAUGAGGAAGAGUAUAUUCAAGUCUAUGAUAGCUGUCGGGAGAUCAUCCAGGCAGUUGACCCUACCGUUAUUCUGGUCGACUGCUUCUUCCCACAGGGACGGGACGCGGCCUAUAAUGCUGGUCACCAGGCUAUCAUUCUGUACACUACCUCCGUGUUGCAUGUGGUGUAUGGGCUCCAGCCGUUUGGUGCUUGGGCGUGGAAAUUCCCCAUGCCAGGGACCGACUUCCCUUACCCACUUCCGUGGAGUCUCGUACCCUCAAACGCCAGGGCCGCCAUGGAUGCUGCUAAGAUGUACCGCAGUAGUGGCCGUCAACGACAGAUCCGCGAGUGGAGGAAGCGACACGGCAUUCAAGGCCGAUUUCCUUUUGCGGAUGCGUGGCGACCUGAUCGAUUUCAUCUGACUCCGGGUUUGAAAGAGCUGGACUGGCCGAUGGAGAUUCCAGAGAAUGUACUACCUUGCGGUCCAAUCCUACUGCCCGUUGCCCCCGUCAAGACGCAGGACCCAGAGUUAUACCAGUGGCUGCAUCAGGCGCCAACGAUCUUGAUCAACUUGGGGACGUUAUAUGCCCCUGACCCAGGAAUGGCGAGGAACAUCGCUGCAGGUUUGAGGAUGUUUCUGGAUUCGCGGACAGAUAAGCUGCAAGUGUUGUGGAAGCUGCCGAAGCAUAGCCAUGAUUGUGCGCACGUCUUCGAAGAGGCAGAGGAACUGCUGGCUGCUGAGAUUGAAGAAGACCGGGUACGCAUCCAGCCAUGGUUCAAAGUUGAGCCCUUGGCGAUGCUGCAGACAGGGCAGAUUGUUUGCUCCGUACAUCAUGGAGGUGCAAAUUCAUGGUACGAGUCUAUACAAUCUGGUAUCCCUCACGUCGUCCUGCCUGGCUGGCAGGAUUGCUAUGAGAAUGCUGUGCGUACAGAGUGGCUCCAAAUCGGCGUGUACGCGAACAAAACGGCUGCUCCAGGUGUUGAUGCAGAUGAGUUGGGUCGAGCUCUGAUCAAGGUGGUCGGCAAUUCCGCAAUGCAGGCCUUAGCAGAAAAGCUAUCAGUACUUUGCUGCAAGAAAGAAGGACGGGUGGUAGGCGCCGAGAAGAUUGCUGAGUUGGCAUACCACCCGGAGAGAAUGGCCCUGCCUAUACCCGAAGUCAUCCAACAUCCGAAGGACAAGCUGCGCACGAUCAGAAACAAAUUCGGAGGUGUUCUCGAAACUGUCAGUCGUCCUCACCUGGACAAAUACACAGCCUCAAAAAGCUACGGCCCAGUCAGUACACUCUUCGUCGCAAUUACAACGAAUACCUCACUCCUCCUGCCCAUCCUGGGCUACGCUCUCUUAAUCCUCGUCCUCAUCCCAUCCCUUCCAAUACCGCUUCUCAUACGUAUCCUAUACCUCCUUUACGUCCUCGUCAUUACAUACUUCUCUCCCACGUCUCUUCCCUCUUUCCCUUCACCAUCUUCCGCCCUCCGAAACUCCCCCCUCUGGUCCCUUUACACCAGCUACUUCCCUCUCAAGCUUUACCGCAGCACUACCUUAUCCCCUUACCAAAAGUACAUCUUCGGCUACCAUCCCCACGGCAUCUCCAUUCGCGGAGCCAUCGGCGCCCUCGCCACAAAAGGCGCCGGCUUCGACACCCUCUUCCCAGGCCUCAAUCACACUCUCCUAGUGUCCGACAAAGUCCUCCGCGCCCCGCUCCUACGCGAAUACGCCCUCUCCUUGGGAAUCGGCAGUGUCAGCCGGACAUCUUGCAUCAAGCUGCUGUCAUCCGGUGGCCACGACGGCAAUGGGCUGGGCCAGGCAAUCACGAUCUGCGUCGGCGGGGACCGCGAAGCGCGGAUCGCCCGCCCCGACCGCAUGGAGUUGGUGCUCGGGGUGCGCAGGGGGUUUAUCCGAGUUGCGAUCGAGAUGGGAGCGCAUCUGGUGCCAGUGAUAGCGUUCGGGGAGAACGAGGUCUUCGACGUCGUAUACCCCGAUGAGGCUGAUGCACAUGCAACAGGCAGCAAGUCGGUCGAGAACAAGAACAAGAAUAAGCAGGGCGGCGGUCUCCACACGGCAGCCAAAGUCUGGAAGGCCAUCACGGGCAAAUCGACGCGCGUGAUCAGCGGACGAUGGGGCUUGACGGUGCCGUUCCGGAAACCGAUCCAUGUGGUCGUGGGCAAGCCGAUCCCGGUCAGGGAGCAGCGGUAUGUGCAGGAUGAAGCGUACGUGGAGGAGAUGCAUCGGGUGUAUGUGGAGGAGUUGCGGCGGCUGUGGGAGGAGUGGAGGGAGGUGUUUGGGGUGCAGAAGGAUGUGAGGUUUGAGAUUGUGCAGUAG
Aspergillus homomorphus CBS 101889 is the source of this 2727-nucleotide messenger RNA. RefSeq names its product diacylglycerol acyltransferase family. Gene Ontology annotation, molecular function: diacylglycerol O-acyltransferase activity; UDP-glycosyltransferase activity. Gene Ontology annotation, cellular component: endoplasmic reticulum membrane. Gene Ontology annotation, biological process: triglyceride biosynthetic process. The transcript has 4 exons. Lineage: Eukaryota; Fungi; Ascomycota; Eurotiomycetes; Eurotiales; Aspergillaceae. Bases 1 to 2727 code for a protein of 908 amino acids. The record is from RefSeq and is a predicted model, not a curated record.